Messenger RNA from Liolophura sinensis, 1404 nucleotides. Its product is annotated as ester hydrolase C11orf54-like. Gene Ontology annotation, molecular function: hydrolase activity, acting on ester bonds; zinc ion binding. Gene Ontology annotation, cellular component: nucleus. Bases 24 to 968 code for a protein of 314 amino acids. Lineage: Eukaryota; Metazoa; Mollusca; Polyplacophora; Chitonida; Chitonidae. The transcript has 9 exons. The record is from RefSeq and is a predicted model, not a curated record.
GCAGGGAAGACGUAUGGACAACUAUGUCGUCAAGUUUGCCGGUUUUAAAAGUGCCACUUCACGUGCCCGCUCUGGAAGAAGUUGCAAAAGUAUUGGAGUUGGGACUGAAGAAGAAUUUUGCUGAUGUGCGUGUGGAUGUGGUGGACUGCCCUGACCUUACUCAACCUCCAUUCCAGCUGGCCUCCACAGGUUUGUGCGGCAACCCCCGAUUAGCAGAUGUUGGCGGUGUCCCCAACCUUAUUCCACUUGCAAAUUCAGCAAAGAACUAUAACAUGGAGGAGAUGGCAGGUCUUUUGGAGCUACCCUACGGGCUCCUGGUUGGAGCUGGGGCUGGCCCUAACCAUGUGGCCGGCGUCAACUGUGAGAUGGCAUGUAACAUUAAAUUCGAGCAGUCCAGAGAGAAGACAGAAAACAGAACAUGUUUCUUCAAGGUUAACCCAAAAGAUGAAACUCAUUUGCAACUGGAUUUGAAGUCUACAGAGUUUAGUCUGAUGGCCAAUCUCUUUUGCUCAGAUGGUGAGCCUGGCAAGGUAAUAGAAGCUGUGGCAAAGCGUAGGACGGGGCCUCUGAGCUACAUGACCUGCCUGAGGAAGGCUUUAGCUGAUCAUUUUGCUUCCAAACCUGUGGGAAUGGGUGGCACUUUUGCCAUUGAGAAGGGUAAAGCCAAACUCCAUAUCAUGCCGUCUUUUUCAAAAGUUCCCUUGACAUGUGAUGAGGAUGUUGACAAAUGGCUGAAGUAUUACGAGAUGAGCGCACCUAUCAUUUGUGUGGGAGAGCUGAUAUCACAUGACCCUGAUCUGGAUCUGAGAAUGGAACAUUUUCACUGUUAUAGUGACCAUGGUGAGGGCGGCCAUUAUCAUUAUGACACAACGCCUAACGAGGUGGAAUACAGGGGUUAUUUUAACAUAGCAGAAUACAUGUUCAGGAUUGAUAAACCUUUAGAGACUCACAUGAUAGGUAGAGACUGAUGAGACUGAUGAAACGCUGGUGCGUCAUUAAAAACAGUGAACUUUGACAGCCUUUUUAAACUUUUAUGCAGAGAUUAAGCCUUGUGCCUUGAUUUAUUUUAGAAUGCAUUGUAAGCAAACUAAAAUCCUAGUAUACACAAAACAUACACACAAAAUACUGUUUAUAACAAUAUCAUUUUAAUUAAUUUUCAGUAUAUUUUAAUAUUUUUAAUUGAAUGUUAUUUUAUUGAAUAGUAGUUGACUGAAUGUAUGAUUAUGUCAUUGACAGUUAUGUUUAUAUAAUAUGGUAUUUUACCAGGUUGUUCAAAGUAUAUAUGUUCAAAGACAGCUGAAAGUUAUACAUGUGUAGAAUAUUAUACAGAGUAUUAAUGGAGGUAAAUUAUUUAUAUGUAUUUCUGAAUCAGUCAAUGUGUGUCAAAACUGAAACAGCCAAAGC